GGCUGGAAGUUAUGGCUCUUCCUGUUACUGCUGGCCCUGGCCCUGGGCAGGAUUUGGUGGCGGAGCCAGGAGGGCGGCGAGAAUCCGGACGUCCUGCCCGUCGUCCUGUGGCACGGAAUGGGCGACACCUGCUGCCUGCCCUUCAGUUUGGGCUCCAUCAUGAAGCUCAUCGUGGAGCAGACGCAGGGCGCCUAUGUGCGCUCCCUGGAGAUCGGCGGGAAUCCGGUGAUGGACUGGCAGAGCGGCUUCUUCAUCCAUCCCGACCAGCAGGUGCAGUACGUCUGCCAGCAGCUGCUGCAGGACGAGCGGCUGGCCAAGGGCUACAACGCCAUCGGCUUCUCGCAGGGAGGCCAGUUCCUGCGGGCGGUGGCCCAGCGCUGCCCCCAUCCGCCGAUGCGCACGCUCAUCACUUUGGGCGGCCAGCACCAGGGCGUCUUCGGGCUGCCCAUGUGCCCCACCCUCAGCCGGAGUACCUGCGACUACCUCAGCCGGCUCCUCAACGGUGCCGCCUACUCGGAGGAGGUCCAACAAAAUCUGGUGCAGGCGACGUACUGGCACGAUCCGAUCAUGGAGAACCAUUACCGCCUGGGCAGCACAUUCCUCGCCGACAUCAACAAUGAGCUGUACUUAAACACGUUCUACGUGGAGAAUCUCCACAAGCUGAAGAAAUUUGUGAUGGUAAUGUUCCUGAACGACACGAUUGUCCAGCCGAAGGAGUCGCAGUGGUUUCAGUUCUACACCAGCGGCCAGGACAGAAUCAUCCAGCCGCUCAACGAGAGCAAAGCGUACCAAGAUUUGAAAUUGGAGAGGAUGGAGCGCGAGGGAAAACUAGUCUUUCUGGGCGUCGAAGGUGAUCACUUGGCCAUAUCCAAAGCUUGGUUUAUCAAGAAUCUCGUGCCCCUGCUACUCGAGAAAUGAGAUGGGUUUGGGUUUUGGAAACUAAGCAGCCAAACGUGAUAGAUUAAAAUAUGUGACAAAGGAUUUAAACUCGUAUUUAAGUAUGUUUUUUGAUACAGUAUACACCUUUUUACAUGUUUAAUUAGAUAUUUAAUAAAUUCAGUUGGGACAUACAAAA
Molecule: messenger RNA, 1075 nt
Organism: Drosophila takahashii
Lineage: Eukaryota; Metazoa; Arthropoda; Insecta; Diptera; Drosophilidae
Gene: Ppt1
Product: Palmitoyl-protein thioesterase 1
Biological process (GO): protein depalmitoylation; receptor-mediated endocytosis
Cellular component (GO): lysosome
Molecular function (GO): palmitoyl-(protein) hydrolase activity
Source: RefSeq, a predicted model, not a curated record